This is a messenger RNA of Naegleria gruberi, 1623 nucleotides long. RefSeq lists its product as uncharacterized. The transcript is spliced from 2 exons. Gene Ontology annotation, biological process: transmembrane transport. The record is from RefSeq and is a predicted model, not a curated record. The annotation marks the transcript as partial. Gene Ontology annotation, cellular component: membrane. NCBI's taxonomy places the organism in Eukaryota, Heterolobosea, Eutetramitea, Acrasida, Naegleriidae. Gene Ontology annotation, molecular function: transmembrane transporter activity.
GGAUUGUUUGCUAGUAGUAUCUUUAUUGGUGGAUUGUUUGGAUGUUUGUUUGCCAUGUUUACAGGAUCUGUACUCGGUAGAAAGUUAUCCAUCAUUCUCAGUUGUUUAAUUUCAAUUAUUGGAUCAAUUGGAGCUGCUGCAUCAUAUCAAUAUUCUACAUUGAUUGUCUUUAGAUGCAUUUUGGGUUUUGGAAGUGGAAUUGUCACUGCAGUUUCUUCGGUGUAUGUUGUCGAGUUGAUGCCAUUCCCUAAAUAUAUGGGAUUAUUGGGAAGUAUGUUCAAUUUGGGUAUUAGUUUGGGUACUUGUUGGGGAUAUGCCUUUGGGGCAAUCUUUGUUCGUUCGAGUGAAAUGUGGAGAGCUGUUCAUGCUUUCCACAAUUUAUUUAUCAUUCCACUUUUUGUUUUGGUUGUUUUUAUUAUUCCUGAAUCUCCAUUGUUUAUUCAUGGUGGUCAUCAUGAUCAUGAGGAGGAAUUGAAACAGAAACAUCAGCAAAAGAUGGAUGAAUCAAAGGUGGGCAUUGCAAAUCAAAAUGCAGCCAAUCCAACAGAAAAUCGUCCUGUGGUGGAGGGAAACACUGAUGAAGAACAGAUAAAGACUCUUCCUCAUGUUUGUUCUGCCUAUGUCAAUAAUGACGCGAUUGAUGACUCUGAAGUAUUGGAAAGAGAACAAGAUGCUGCUGAUAUUGAAACUCAACAAGAUGAAUCUCCAAUUGAUGAACAAGAAAGACCAAAACUACAACAAGAACAACCAUCUGGAGAAGCUAACACAGAGAUAGAAAUGCCAGUAAUAACAGAAGAACCACCCAUUAAGAAGAAAACCAUGUCGACCAUUGCUGCCUGCAAGAGAUUAUUCUGCUCCAAAGUUAUUAAGGCUCUUAUUAUAGCUUGUUGGGGAUGUUUUGCUAUGGAAUGGACAGGUAUUCAGAGUUCAGUCAUGUUUUUACCAUCAUUAAUUGAGGCUGCCGGAGUUUCUGAUCCAUUAGGUCAGCAAUUGGCUUCACUAGGUGUUUCUGUAUGGCAAUUAUUUUGCAUCUUCCCAACCAUGUUCCUUGUUGAUAAGUUUGGAAGAAAGCCACUCAUGAUCUUUGGGUUCACUGUCAGUUUCUUAACAGAUCUUGCAGAAGGUUUCAUCUUUCAAUUUGGAGAAAAUGGACAAGUUUACAAAGUAGCCCUCGCUCUCUUGUUCAAUUGUUUGUAUUUAAUAGGUUUUCAUGUUGGUGUUGGUUCACUUGGUUAUGUUUUGGCAUAUGAAGUUUUUAGGGGUGAGAAUGAGAAGGUUGUCGUUUUGGGUACUUCAAUCAGCACGAUUGCCAUGUGGUCAACUUCAAUUAUUCUCUCAUUGUUUUUCAUUCCUGUUGUUGUAAUGACAAAUCAGGCAGUUCCUUGGUUUAUUUUUGCUGGAUUUUCUUUUAUUGGAAUUAUUAUUUAUUCGACCUUGUUGGAGGAAACUUCACCAAAUAUUAUUGCAAAGAGAGCUGUUGCUAAAGCAAAGAAGGAAGCUGAAAAAAAGGCAAUUAGUGUUGCAGGAGUUGAAAAUGUGCAGACGAAAGAAGAGGAAACUCAAAAUGGAAACGUGGAAAAUGAUACCAAAGAUAUCCAAUUGACAGAAAGCAAGGAUGCAUAA